AUGCCUGCCACUUCGGUCGGCCUGGCUCCCAACCAAAUCAAGAACCUUGUCACAUUCGGCGACUCUUACACUGAUGUUGAUGCCCAUGCGGACGGCGGGAUCAUGUGGCCCGUCUUCGCCGCCCAGGAUGGAAACUUCUCUCUCUUCCCCUUCGCCAAGUCGGGGGCCGCGUGCUCGAACGAUAUCACUCCCCGGCCCUCGCCUUCCAUCUUCGAAAGCCAGCUCCCGGCGUACUUCGCGGAGGUCGCCAACGGGUCUCUCACGCUCGAUCCAGCUACUACCGUCUACACGUUGUGGAUCGGAACAAACGACGUCGGUGUGGGAGGGCUGCUGGUCGGCCAUGGCGCGCCGGGAGUGACGAUCGUGGACACGGUCACUUGUGCCGUGAACUGGGUGGACGCGCUCUACAAGUCUGGAGCGCGUAACUUCAUCUUCCAGAACAUGAUCCCGCUCGAAACGACGGUCCUCUACGCGGCCGACUCGUACCCAAACCGCUUCUGGACCGCGGAGCGCAACACGACCGAGUGGAGCGUGCUCAUGCGCGAGAUAACCACUUCAGGGAACGCCAUCGCGAAGUUGAUGCUCCAAGCCCUCGCGCCCACUCUCCCCGGGUCACAUAUCGGCGAGUCCUCCUUCACGGGUCUCUUCGACUCGCACACGCUUUUUGCGGACAUGUUUGCCGAUCCGAGUCGCUUUCUGAACGGUACCGCGCCGCUCAACGUCACCGGCGCCGUUCACUCUUGCGUCUUCGCGCUCAACGAGAGCAUGGGCGAUCCUGGCGUGUGCACCGAUGCCGUCGGCACUGACCAGGACAGCUUUUUGUGGUUCGACGAGUUGCACCCCUCGGUGCAGGCGGACCGAGUCGUCGCGGAGUUGAUCGUAGGUUCGAUUAACAGGGAGCCGUCGGCGGACAGGUACAUCACUUGGCUGUCGUGA
This is a messenger RNA of Epithele typhae, 936 nucleotides long. RefSeq names its product GDSL lipase/acylhydrolase. Gene Ontology annotation, molecular function: hydrolase activity, acting on ester bonds. The record is from RefSeq and is a predicted model, not a curated record. NCBI's taxonomy places the organism in Eukaryota, Fungi, Basidiomycota, Agaricomycetes, Polyporales, Epitheliaceae. Bases 1 to 936 code for a protein of 311 amino acids. The transcript is spliced from 5 exons.